AAAUACAGAGAAAGAAAAAGAGAAAGUAAAGAGAAAAAGGGAAAGAGGAUAAAGAGGAAAAGGCUGAAAGGGCAAGCUAACCGUGAUUUUUUGUGUCCACUUGUAAAAACUGCUUACUUUCUCACCCACUCCAUCAACAUUCCACACUCACCUAAUACACAAAAGACAAAUCAAAAGGGAAAAAAACAAAAAAACCAUGUUGAUUGAUGAUGUUCAACUAUGUCCUUAACUUCUUAUAAAUCAAAUUCUCAACUUCAUCAAACAAAGAAACUUGUGUUUCUAUGACAAAACCACCUCACUUUUUCUUGUGCUGCAAUUCUACUUUUCAUGGCAUAUGCAUCAGCUUGCUCAGCAUUUGUUUGACACAUGCAUACAUAGGAAAUGGAUUCAAUAGAAUGUUGUCAAUGUUAUUUAGCGUACAAUGUAUAACAUCAUGAAUCCAUGUUCAGAAAAUUUUUCAGUUUUUACAACGAAUGCAUGGAUCAAUUAUGGAAUUGUUCCAACUUAAUCUGUUGUUUCUGAAUUUGAGUCUUCAAUAUGCAACUGUCAGAUAUUCAGUGGGAGAGUUUUAUCAUACAUUCUGAUCCUACCUAGUUCCAGCAAGAUUGUUUUCUGUGGAGAAUACUAGUAGUCUCUGCAAAAAGCUCUGAGAUUUCCAUUUAAGCAUUAGAGUGUGAUAAUGACAGUUAUUAUAACAGUGGUGCUAAUAUUUGUGGGAUUUGUGGUCCUGAUCAUAUUUCAUGUCUGUAUUUCGGAGAGACUCUCUAGGAGAGGAUCUAUGGUUGAGAGGGGUGCAAAUGGGGGAAGAAGCAUGUCCAUAGAUGAGUUGGAGAAGCUCCCAUGUUAUGAUUAUGUUGCCAAAGGCAACACAAGCAGCCCUGUGGAUUGUGCAGUUUGCUUGGAGAGCCUCAUCACUGGAGAUAAGUGCAGGUUGUUGCCUAUGUGCAAGCACAGUUUUCAUGCUCAAUGUGUGGACACAUGGCUUCUUAAGACAUCCUUAUGCCCAACUUGCAGGUCUAAUGCUCAUUCUCACAGUGAAAACCAAGUUAUAGGUAACAGUGACUACUUGGUAGCACCAAAUAGUGUGUCUAGGGAGGGCCAAACUGCCACAAGAAGUCAGCAACAUGACAAUAUGGUGGUCUUGGUACAGCUGAGAGAAAGCCUAGAAAAUGGUACAUCAACAAAUGUUAUCGUGGAAAAUCCAACAUUAGGAAGUCAUAACUUGGUCAGAGAGGAGUAGAAUCUAGAGAACACCAAGAACAGAUUAAACAGAAAUCAGAUAUCAGCUACCACUUUGCUUCAUGCUGAAGAAUUUGAAGCUGUGUGAAGGUAGCUCAAAAAAUGAAUAUUGUUGAGAUAUUUGAAUGAUG
Molecule: messenger RNA, 1370 nt
Organism: Vigna umbellata (rice bean)
Lineage: Eukaryota; Viridiplantae; Streptophyta; Magnoliopsida; Fabales; Fabaceae
Product: RING-H2 finger protein ATL52-like
Source: RefSeq, a predicted model, not a curated record